AUGUCAGCAGCAGCGGCUUCUUCACAACAGCCCGCCUCUUCAACCGCUGCUGCAGGCUCCUCGUCAUCCUCAUCCUCUUCGCUAUCCCCUCGUCCGCCGACAUCUCCUCCUCCCACAAUCGCAUCUCCAUCCGUCGCCCACGCUCACGCCCAUGCGCAGAUUCCUUCAGCAGCGCAGCAAUCGUCGCCUCCCCCUCCACCUCUUCAGCCCACGCUCCCCUCAGCCGAAACGCAACGUCAUGUCGCCGAAGCUCGCCGCGCCGUCGUCGCAACACUAGAGAACAUGAUGGACUCCGAGCUGCAGUGGCGCGCAUCAACGCUGCACUCCAACGCUUCGGCGCUGAACAAGCAGGCUCAAGAUGUGCAGCGUGCGACCGAUGGGUUGCGCCGUGAGAAUGUCAAGCUUGCGCGCGAGGCCGAUGCUGCGGCGCGCAGGCUCAAAGAGCUUGGCAAUGUGCAGAACUGGGCUGAGGUGCUGGAACGUGAUUUUCUUGUCCUCGAGGAGACUGUCAGGCUGGCGAACGACGAUCGGAGCUGUAGCUGCAGUGAUUGCGGGAGCUAUAGUGGAAGUGGAAGCGAGAGCGAGAGCGGAGGCGAGGAUGUUCGUGAGCAAGCUAUGGAUCUAGGUAAGGAUGGCGAUGAGAGGGGAAAGGGAAUCGAAGGGAGCAAGACACUAGAUGUCGACAUGGAGAUCGAUACUGGUAAUCAUGCGCCGGGUACGUUCUCGGAUGCUAGUAGGAGCUUGACGGAAGGAGAGUCAAGUGUAGGAAGAGGCGCCAAGGGAUCAGAUACGGCGUCCAUGUCUACGAUGUCACGGUGA
Messenger RNA from Fusarium coffeatum, 819 nucleotides. RefSeq lists its product as uncharacterized. The record is from RefSeq and is a predicted model, not a curated record. The transcript has a single exon. Gene Ontology annotation, biological process: endosomal transport. Bases 1 to 819 code for a protein of 272 amino acids. Gene Ontology annotation, cellular component: BLOC-1 complex. NCBI's taxonomy places the organism in Eukaryota, Fungi, Ascomycota, Sordariomycetes, Hypocreales, Nectriaceae.